CACUUUAGGAAAUAUAUGGCCCAUUGGCCAUAUUUAGUAGGCCGAAGUAAAAGUGUCAUAAUUCUAAGCCCCAAAAUUAAGCCCACUCUUCUAGCCAUCUUCCUCCCGCAACUAUAAUCUCUUCCGCCAAGACACGCGCAUUCACACUAAUAUGUGAUUCUGAUAAGAGUAUCGACUAUUGAACAUUCAUAAAUUACUUCACAAAAUUUCAUGGCUUCUACGUUUAAUUUUCAUACUCUAUGCACCCCAGUAUACUAUUCAUCAAGAUCAUACAGUUACAAAUCUAAAACCCUAGCUUUCAGCUCUCGGUUACCAUGCCAAUCGCUUUUGAAGUCGAAGAAGCGGUCUGUGAUUCCAGUUGUUCAAAAUAGAAAGCUCAGGUCUCGAAUCUACGCAGCACAAUCAAAUUUUUUCAGAGUGCUUCAAAAAGCAUAUAAGGUAGGAAAAGAUGGAAUUGAAGCAGGAACAAAUUUAGUGCCUGAUUCUAUACCAAGACCAAUUGCUAGGAUAUCUGUGGGUGUAAUUGGAGCAGCUGUUGUACUAUUUCUACUCAAGUCAUUCUUGUCCACAGCUUUCUUUUUUCUGACUACAAUGGGAUUGAUUUACUUUGUGUUUAUCGCGUUGAACAAAGAUGAGGGCCCCACAGGUGGCGGAAGCACCACCACCACUUCAACAGAAGAAAGCCUUGAAGAAGCAAGGAGAAUCAUGGAGAAUUGUCACAAAAAUAAUCGGUUCUACUUUCUUUGGUCAAGGUGGCAAAACAAUCGGGAAAUGUGUUUUUCUGAAUGCAUAUCUCACAAGGGGACGCAUUUGGAUUUUGGUGAAACUGAAUAUAUUCUCAUUUGUGGUUUAAAAGUUGGUCCUUAUGUGGAUUUACUCCACGAUGAAAAAGGUCGGUCAUAUUCAAAUCUUCGUGCUCGGUUGUUCCCAGACAUUUUUUAUGCACGUUUGCGGUUGAAAGAUUUGGAAGACUUCAUUAUGUCUCCGAAUUAUUUGGCAGUUCAAGAUGAAGAUGUUGUGAUGCUUAUCUAGCUUGUUUUUAUGUUGAAGGACUCCAUGGACGGGAUGUUAAAACGUGCA
This is a messenger RNA of Lactuca saligna, 1080 nucleotides long. The record is from the annotation of a GenBank genome assembly. NCBI's taxonomy places the organism in Eukaryota, Viridiplantae, Streptophyta, Magnoliopsida, Asterales, Asteraceae.